GUCAACUCUGUACGUUGGACGUAUCUCUAUGAUCGGAGCGAAAGUGCUUUGAAAGCUUGUAUAUAUGCCGAUUGUCUUCGGUAUUUGAUUCUAUACGGAUAAAUCUAAAGGAUAUAAAGCAGUUGUUGGAACUCUCGAACCCAGCAACCUUCUCAGCCUUCAGUUACUCAUCAUUAGUAUGUCUGCCAUCCCAAUUCGCAAGCUGAACACCGGGGCCGUUAUCCCAGGCAUUGGACUCGGUUGUGGUAGCGAUUUAACACCAGAGGGUAUUCGAGAAACCAAGAACUGGGUUCUGAGCGCGAUCAAACUUGGUUACCGACUCUUAGAUACUGCGGCACUUUAUGGAACCGAAAGCGUGGUUGGGAAAGCCGUCAGAGAGUCCGGCGUUUCCCGCGAAGAGAUCUUUGUGACAACAAAGCUGCACUGGACUCACCCUUCCAUCUUCUGGAAGUCGCUAGAUGACUCACUGGAGGCAUUGAAUGUAGGCUACGUUGAUCUGUAUUUGAUGCAUUCUCCGAUAACUUGGAAGUACGAAGGAGAUGGGUUCGGUAUGGACAAGAUCUUUCCGAAAGACGAGAAUGGGAAUGCCAAGUUGCUCGAUCACCCUAACUUCAACGAGACUUGGGCUAUGAUGGAAAUGGCACUCGCCACAGGUAAAGUCAGAGCAAUUGGUGUGAGCAAUUUCUCCAUUAAAACCUUGGAACAACUCCUGAAAACGGCCAAAGUCGUUCCUGCUGUCAACCAAGUCGAGAUGCACCCGUUUCUAGUCCAGGAGGACCUCUUACAAUACUGCAGGAGCAAGGGUAUUAUUGUUGAAGCCUACACUCCGACGGGGUAUUCCAACGUCCUGGACUUACCCCUCAUCAAGGAACUCGCUGACAAGUACAAUGUCACGCCUGUCCAACUUGUCCUAGCCUGGCAUAUCGCUCGUGGUGUAAUCCCAUUGCCAAAGAGUACCAACGCUGGAAGGCAGAAACAGAACAUCACUCUUCCUACCUUGGAUCCUGAGGACGUCAAACGUAUCAGUUCUCUAGACAGGGGAGAGCGUUUGACACAAAUUAUUGACAAGAAAGAUGGACGUCUCUGGGGUGCUUGGACCGCAGAGCAGCUAGGCUGGUAGAGUCAGAGGUGUUGACAGCUAAGUGAAAGGAUUCCCGAGUAGAAUCACCAUCCAAUACGAAACAUCUUGUGAUACUUGAGAGUUAGCCCUCAGCGAUCGGAUAUUUGGAUGUAUGCCGAAACAAUUCGCAAUAUCAGAGGCAUGUAUGAAAUUAUUCUUAACUCUACAAAAGUUUAGAUAG
Messenger RNA from Somion occarium, 1301 nucleotides. The record is from the annotation of a GenBank genome assembly. Lineage: Eukaryota; Fungi; Basidiomycota; Agaricomycetes; Polyporales; Cerrenaceae.